AUGGCAUACAUCAGGACAUAUAACUCACAGGUUCGUGUUGGAAACUGGAAAGAAGAUGUUUCUCUUGAGGAGGAUGUUCUCAAAGACUUCCUGGACCGGCGGGAAAGAGGAGAGUUGACCACUCAGAAAAUUGGCCUUCUCAGACAGAAUAUACUAAAAAAGAUGGAUCUGUCAGUAUCAACUGAUGGAUGGUUGCACUUUGGGGAUGUGAUCAUGCUGGUGAACCCAGGAACUGAAAGGCAAAACAGCUCCAGUAACCUGGAGGAGAAACCUCGAGAACCAUCUGCCAUUGGCAUAAAUGCUAAUGUAAGCACCACUACUGCCUCUUCAAUAGAGGCUCCAUGUGAUGUAAGUGGAGCCAUGGUCUUGGAGCCGUCUGCAAGGACUGCCUUUGUCGUCACAAGUGUGGAUGGCAGUGCAACGGGUGACGUUGUGAUGUACAAUCAAAGUUUUGCCCUGCGAACGACGGAGGGUUUUGCAGGAGAGCUGUAUUUGACGAGCGAUCAUAAGACGUUCCAGAAGUGUGCAAAGAAGUCGCGCCUGCAGGAGGUCAGCCUGACAGACGAGCCCUCAUUCCUGACCUGGUGGCAGGCAGUGUACUUUGACCCCCAGGAGCGCCUGGAGUACGAGGGUCUGCCUGUACCGGUGAAUACAAAAGUUCUUGUUGUUCAUUGCAAGACAAACCAGUGCUUGGCUGUGCUUGGAAAAUACAUUUUAUGGACGCCGUAUGGAAAAGAGUAUGAAGUGACGGCUCAGACGUACCUGGACUCUCAUAAGGCCGAGCGGGAUAUGAAUCACUGGCUCUUUGUCACUGCCAACCCUGAAGUGGAGGGCCAAGCCAUCUUCAACAGGCCUGGCCCCAUGGCUGCCAUGACCCCCUCUGAGAAGCCAGAGAUGCAAAAAACUCAAUUCACUGAUGAUCAGUUAGUGGAGGAAAAACAGGAUUCUUAA
Megalops cyprinoides (Indo-Pacific tarpon) is the source of this 951-nucleotide messenger RNA. It is a transcript of the gene cfap161, whose product is annotated as cilia and flagella associated protein 161. Gene Ontology annotation, cellular component: motile cilium. Lineage: Eukaryota; Metazoa; Chordata; Actinopteri; Elopiformes; Megalopidae. Bases 1 to 951 code for a protein of 316 amino acids. Gene Ontology annotation, biological process: cilium assembly. The transcript is spliced from 7 exons. The record is from RefSeq and is a predicted model, not a curated record.